This is a messenger RNA of Ectocarpus sp. CCAP 1310/34, 2269 nucleotides long. The record is from the annotation of a GenBank genome assembly. Lineage: Eukaryota; Phaeophyceae; Ectocarpales; Ectocarpaceae.
AUGUCUGCGGAGGCGCGCUCGACCGCCUGGACGGACGCUGUUCGCGUGGCGAGCGGCGCGGCCGCCGAUGCCGACCGAGCGGCCGCCCAACAAGCGCAGGCCGGCCUCACCGACGAGGAAUUUCGUCAAGAAGUCUCCGCCCGUCAGGAGGAGCUCAAGGUCUUGCGGGCUAAGAGGGACACGAACUCCAAAGCCAUCUUCGAUCUGGAUACCCUUCAACGACAGUGCGACCGUCAGCGGAGUCAGCUGGCUGCUACCCUCACCGCAGACCGGCGCCAGGAGGACGCCCUGGUGGAAGCUGGCCGCAAGGCCGGAAAAAGACGCAGGACCUUCGGGGAGGUGCAGAGCGGCCGUCUCGCGUCCCGGGAGCAGGCGGGAGAGCUGCGUGCGAAUCGUCUACCUCUGCCGCCUCGUCCCGCACGCCACAUAACCUUCGAGUCCGGCGACUUCCGGUUCACCCCGGCCAAACUGGCUGAUGUUGCACAAUAUCACCAGUUCAACUUCCUCCCUUUGGAUAGCACAUCGGUCAGGGACCUGGCCACGGAAGUGGCCAUCGCUUUGCCGGCGGCCGUCACCAUCCACGAGGCGGUAGACGUGGCCAACACCUCCCGCCCGGAUAUUCGGGACCUGGCCGGCCGUUUCCUCGCUGGGAUGCGCAAGGCCAAUGCCCACGCCACUGCUCCCGUGGUGUACCCUGGCUGAAGCGGGCUGUCUUCGGAGGCCCCCGGUGGGUUCCAGCAGCCAGCGCCCGGCCGCGUCAAGAAGGCGCAACCGCCACGCUCGAGUCGGGAGAGUGGUCCUGAUAGCUCGGGAGAGGAGUCUGGCUGGAGCUCGGCCGGAGCAUCGCGUCGGCCCCCGGAGCCCUCAUCGUCUUCGGUGGGUGGGAGCUGGGAGAGGACGGUGACCAAAUGCAGCGUGGAUGACGCCCGUGGCUCCAAGGGCAAGAGAGGAACCGGGUCGGGCUCGGACACCAGGGUGUCUCGCAAGCCGGGGCGCCAAAGGCAAGCAGUUCCGUCCCUUAUGGACGCGACUUCGGACGCUCGUUUCUUUUUGCGUGAUGAUUGUGUUCCUACGGCUUCGGCCCCCCCCGUUUCUUCGGAACCUCUUGUUGCGUUUUCGAACCUUCCCCCGGCUUCGGCCCUCCCUGUUUCUUCGGAAACUGCUGCACCCCCUGUUUUUUCUACCGCUCACCAUGCUGUAGAUUCAGGACUCGUGCAGAACCCUGGGUUUUCGAACCCAACCCCCCCCUCGGCGUCUGUACCACCUGUGCCUGGUGCUCCGCAGGUUGUGUUGUCUUCGGACCAUGCUUCCCAUGCUGCUUCGGUAGCUGCUGUCACACCCCCCCUUGCUGUUGAUGAUCGUGUGUUCCCACUUUCUUCGAACAUCGCACAUGCUCGUCAAGCCACGAUAGAUGCGACCGAUGCUAUUGCACGUGCGGCUCAUGUUGCUACAGUGAAACGCGCGUACAUCACCCUUCACGUGAAAAAAUCGAGAGUAUCGCUACUAUGCCCUUUUCUGCAACUCUGUUGCCGGGAGAUGGCUACCAACAGCUUCUUCGCACAGCACGUACGGCUUUAUCCGAUAUUUUGUUGGUUUGUGAUGAGCAGAGCGAUGGGUUGUUCGGUACUGAUUUCGUGCGUGGAUGGGAACGGCCUCUCGAAAAGAAACUGUUGAGUGCGAUCACCCCUGACAAGUCCUCUACUGCCGAUUUCGUCCUUUCCAUCACUGACUACUUUCAGCAAGUGAAGAGGAGCUUGGACGGCGGCGCCACUGGACCAGAAGCUUUUCAGUUGCUGUUGCGUCAUCUUGCAGAGCAAUUUGAUGUCGGCGACUGUCAAGAGUCGUUUUUGCGGCUACAACAAGUCGGCGUAGCAGAAGGUACUUCUUUCGCGGAUUACCUUCGUGCUUUUCGUUUGUUGGUUUCUUCUGUGACUGGCUCUGAGCGUACGUUGGCUCCUAGCGUAUCCAUGGUUCUAGAAAUAGUGCGGCAUUAGGCCUGCAAGCAGUUUCCAUGUUUGUCUCCGAUUUUGUACCCGGGUAUUCUGGACACGGCCGUCACUCCUUUUGCGUCGAUUGCGGAUAUGUGGGAGGCGUUCGCGCCCCUAGCGACAAAUAAAACCCCGGCUAUCGGCGGUUCAUCUUACUUAUCGUUGUCUUCGACGCGUGGCUCCUCGCAGCCUCGGCGGUCUCACCACCGCGCUCCCGCGUCUUCGGGGCCAGUGGCCAUCAGGUACUGCUCAGAACCCUGUAGUUUUGCCGGUACAAUCGC